This is a messenger RNA of Cryptomeria japonica (Japanese cedar), 934 nucleotides long. Its product is annotated as protein RESPONSE TO LOW SULFUR 1. NCBI's taxonomy places the organism in Eukaryota, Viridiplantae, Streptophyta, Pinopsida, Cupressales, Cupressaceae. The record is from RefSeq and is a predicted model, not a curated record. Gene Ontology annotation, biological process: cellular oxidant detoxification. The transcript has a single exon. Bases 61 to 441 code for a protein of 126 amino acids.
UCAUGAACUGCAUUAAGCAAAGGCUCAGGUUUUUUACUUGAGAAGGGGAAAAAUUCCAUAAUGGCUCCUGCUCUCGCUGAUUUUUCUUUCUUCUCACAGCCUUCCAUUGUGCCCGCACACAAGAAGAAGAACGCCAAGGAAGAUCCGAGUGCAGCGAUUCAGCGGCUGGAAAUGGAAGCCCUGAGAUCUGAGAAUAUGAAGCUGCAAAGAAUGGUGGAGGAGAGCCAACGGUACAAAGCAGAAUUAAUGGCGGAUUUGGAGAAGGAGAGGAUGAGAUUGUUAAAGACGGAAGAAGCAGAGGAGCGCCUGUGUUCACAGCUUGGAGAGCUGGAGGCAGAGUCCGUUCUUCAGGCGCGGAAUUACAGUCAUCACAUCAAUUCUUUGAAGCAGCAAUUGGCACAAAUGCAAGAUCUUCUUGCACAAUUUCAACGCAAUUGCUAAUAAUGAUUUUGUUAUCAGGAAACUAAAAAUUUUGGUGUAAAAUGCGAGAUGAGGUUGCGGAUAUUGUUUGUGUUGUACAAAUUUUCUUGCCGUGUGAAUCUGUUUGGAAAUUGAAUGUGUAAUUUUGAGUGUUCAAAAUGAGAUCAACGGAGAGGAGCCUUUGUCUGUGAAAUAUGCCCGACAUUAGUUAAUGGAUCUCAUUAAAUCUCUUGUAGUUGUGUAAUUUUAUCAGUAAAUUGUUAGGCAGAGAAAUUAGGAUUGAAAUGAAGAGCAGUACUUUGAAUUUGGUUGUAGAUAAACAAUUGCAGCUUUACUAAUUACGCGGAAGGCGUCUCCUACUAUGGAAUGCACCGGCUCAGUUUUGUAGAUCUAUGGUUGAUACUUGCUUUUUGGCGUGCAAGAUGAUUGAAACGUCUGCAACCGUUGGAUUUAUUCGGAAUUGUUUUCACUUGUUUUUUCAUAAAAAGGUUUCGCUUAUUUUCUCUCACUGUAA